CAAAGGAGUGCAAGUGUGAGUGUGAGUGUGGGUGUGUGUGUAAGAAAACAAAGAGUGAGAAAACCAAAAAAAAAAGGAAAGGAUGAAAAUGAGAUCUAAAACUUUCCUGUUUUUGUUAAUUUCUGCAGUAUUUUUCUUCUCAGAAACAACAUUUGCAGAAAAUAAUGAGGAAGAAAAAGCUGUUGAAGGUCUUGUUAUGAAUUACUACAAGGACACUUGUCCUCAAGCUGAAGACAUUAUCAAAGAACAAGUCAAGCUUCUUUACAAACGCCAUAAAAACACUGCUUUUUCUUGGCUCAGAAACAUCUUCCAUGACUGUGCUGUUGAGUCAUGUGAUGCAUCAUUGCUGUUGGACUCGACAAGGAGGAUGAUGUCAGAGAAAGAAAUGGACAGGAGUUUUGGGUUAAGAAACUUUAGGUACCUUGACACAAUCAAGGAAGCUAUUGAAAGAGAAUGCCCUGGUGUUGUUUCUUGUGCUGAUAUCCUUGUUAUCUCGGCUAGAGACGGUGUCGUUCAGCUAGGAGGACCUCAUAUACCUUUGAAAACUGGAAGGAGGGAUGGAAGAAGGAGCAGAGCUGAGAUAUUAGAACAAUAUCUCCCAGAUCACAAUGAGAGUAUGAGUACUGUGCUUGAAAAGUUCAAGUCUAUUGGCAUUGAUGCCAAGGGAGUUGUUGCUUUGCUAGGAGCUCACAGUGUAGGAAGAACCCAUUGUACAAAGAUAGUCCACAGGCUAUACCCGGAAGUCGACCCGGCCUUGAACCCGGACCACGUACCCCACAUCCUCAAGAAAUGCUACGACCCGAUCCCAGACCCGAAGUCGGUCCAAUACGUGCGAAAUGACAGAGGUACCCCUAUGAUUUUCGACAACAACUACUACCGGAACAUAUUGGACAGCAAGGGUUUACUCAUUGUGGACCAUCAACUGACCACGGACAAGAGGACUAGACCCUAUGUGGUCAAGAUGGCUAAGAACCAAGACUAUUUCUUUAAGGAAUUUUCGAGGGCUCUAACCAUUUUAUCCGAAAACAACCCGCUUACGGGUACUAAGGGUGAGAUUAGGAGGGAAUGCAGUGUUGUUAACAAGCUUCAUUAGAUCAUUAAUUAAUUAAACAAUGUAUGAUCAAUCCUUACUUCUUUUGGAUUAGUGUUUACUAAAAAGUUGUGUUAAUUAAUUAAGCAUUAGAAAUAAGAUGGUGCUUAAUCAUUUUAGUUCUAUAGUGUUAUAUAUAGUGACCUUAUAAAUGAUUUCAUAUGCCAUCAUAGUUUAAGUUUCUUUGCUUUCAAUGUAAUGAGUGUAGUAGGGUUAAGAUGUAAGGCAUUGAUCAAUUAAUAUAUUAAUCCCCCUUUUCAUGUCGUA
Spinacia oleracea (spinach) is the source of this 1357-nucleotide messenger RNA. Its product is annotated as peroxidase 42. The coding region runs from base 83 to 1093 and encodes 336 amino acids. Gene Ontology annotation, biological process: hydrogen peroxide catabolic process; response to oxidative stress. The record is from RefSeq and is a predicted model, not a curated record. Lineage: Eukaryota; Viridiplantae; Streptophyta; Magnoliopsida; Caryophyllales; Amaranthaceae. Gene Ontology annotation, molecular function: heme binding; peroxidase activity. The transcript is spliced from 4 exons.